CUCAAUCUGGUGCCACCGGUUCUGCGUGUUGAAUGAGAAUGUUUUAAUUGUUUUAAUUGUUUAACAAGUUUGUGAGAAUAUCAAGAAGACUGCAGAGAUGGACGUGGUGCCAGGCACAGCAUCACUUCUUGACGAACUUGACAAAAAGCUGAUGGUCCUUCUGAGGGAUGGACGAACGUUGAUUGGGUACUUGAGGAGCGUUGACCAAUUUGCGAAUCUCGUUUUGCACAGAACUAUCGAGAGAAUUCACGUGGGGAAGGAGUACGGUGAUAUACCCAGAGGUGUAUUUAUCGUCAGGGGUGAAAAUGUCGUAUUGUUAGGCGAAAUAGAUAGAGAAAGGGAAAAAGAUCUUCCCCUGUCUGAAGUAUCAGUGGACGAUAUAUUGGAUGCACAGAGAAGAGAGCAGGAAUCCAAGCAAGAUCAAGAUCGUCUGCAGAGUAAAGCCCUGAAGGAGAGAGGGCUGUCAUAUAUUCCAGAUCUCGGACAUGACGAUAUGUUCUGACCCAUGACGGUGAUCUCUGGACCCCACUCGUAUGCCUCCACUCCCAAUAUCGCGAAUUAAUUAUUUUAGUUCAUAAAAAUCUGCCAAGUUGUUCAAUCGUGAGAGUCAACAUGAAGCAACACAACUUCUACCCGCGCCAGAGGGUUUAAAAUCGUAACCAAUAGAUGGAAAAAUAAAACUAGAAAUUCUCUAACAUUUGAGAAAAUAUUUAUUGUGGAAAAUUCAUGAUUAUUCAGUAUAAAUUGCUUCUGUUUCUUAUAAAAAAUUCUCGUAAAAAAAUCAAA
This is a messenger RNA of Diachasmimorpha longicaudata, 786 nucleotides long. It is a transcript of the gene LSm1, whose product is annotated as Like Sm 1. Gene Ontology annotation, molecular function: RNA cap binding. The transcript is spliced from 3 exons. Gene Ontology annotation, biological process: deadenylation-dependent decapping of nuclear-transcribed mRNA. Gene Ontology annotation, cellular component: P-body; Lsm1-7-Pat1 complex. The coding region runs from base 98 to 502 and encodes 134 amino acids. Lineage: Eukaryota; Metazoa; Arthropoda; Insecta; Hymenoptera; Braconidae. The record is from RefSeq and is a predicted model, not a curated record.